AGGUGAUAGCGCAGACCAGCGGCCGCUGCCCCGCUGGUGGCCGGGCCCUCAUCUCGCCCCCGGAGCAUGGGAGCCAGUCGGCUGGGCUCCGGUCCUUGCUUGGUGGGAAAUCUUGGGCCCGUCCUCCGCCGUGGCCCCGCUUCCGUUUCUCCCUCUGUGAUUAGGGCCGGUGACUUGUGUCUCGUGACCCAGACCGAGGAGGGUUUAACCUGUCCAGCCAGGGUGCAGCCAGGGACCGAGGCAGCCGCCCCACUCGCACCGCGGGGCUCUGGGCCUCACAGCCCUCCGCCCAGAUUCCAGGUGCACCCUCCUGGCACCUUUCCGCACUCAUGUCGACACGCUUCCUCCCAGGUCCCAGGCACCUGCCCGAUAGCAACAGUAUGAGCUUCGUGGCCUAUGAGGAGCUGAUCAAAGAGGGUGAUACGGCCAUCCUGUCGCUGGGCCAUGGUGCAAUGGUAGCAGUGCGUGUGCAGCGUGGGGCACAGACCCAGACCCGGCAUGGUGUCCUGCGGCACUCGGUAGACCUCAUCGGCCGCCCCUUCGGGUCCAAGGUGACCUGUGGCCGAGGUGGCUGGGUAUAUGUGCUGCACCCCACGCCUGAGCUCUGGACCCUGAACCUGCCGCACCGCACGCAGAUCCUCUACUCCACCGACAUUGCUCUGCUCACCAUGAUGCUGGAGCUCCGGCCUGGCUCUGUGGUCUGUGAAUCCGGCACUGGCAGCGGCUCUGUGUCCCACGCCAUCAUCCGCACCAUCGCGCCCACGGGCCACCUGCACACGGUGGAGUUCCACCAGCAGCGGGCAGAGAAGGCCCGGGAAGAGUUCCAGGAGCAUCGGGUGGGCCGCUGGGUGACGGUGCGCAACCACGACGUGUGCCACAGUGGCUUCGGCGUGAGCCAGGUGGCAGACGCGGUUUUCCUGGACAUCCCAUCUCCUUGGGAGGCCGUGGGCCAUGCCUGGGAUGCCCUCAAGGUGGAAGGUGGGCGCUUCUGCUCCUUCUCGCCGUGCAUCGAGCAAGUGCAGCGGACCUGCCAGGCGCUGGCCGCCCGCGGCUUCUCGGAGCUUAGCACGCUGGAGGUCCUGCCGCAGGUGUUCAACGUGCGCACGGUCAGCCUGCCUGCGCCCGACCUGGGGGCCCACCCGCACCCCGACGUGCACCCCUUCCGCAGCGGGACGCCCAUGAAGGAGGCUGUGGGCCACACGGGCUACCUGACCUUCGCCACCAAGACCCCCGGCUAGUGGGCCUCCCGCCAGGAGCUGCGGGGAGCUGGCCACAGGCCGCCUUAUAUGGUCGGUGAGCCUACUGGGCCUGCCUUGAGACGGACCGUGGGCCUGCGGCAGGCAGGGCGGGGCCUCCCACAGCCUGCACAGCCUGGUCCCCUCCCGGCAGCCUCUCUGGAGAGGAAAG
This is a messenger RNA of Lontra canadensis (Northern American river otter), 1407 nucleotides long. It is a transcript of the gene TRMT61A, whose product is annotated as tRNA methyltransferase 61A. Gene Ontology annotation, cellular component: nucleus; tRNA (m1A) methyltransferase complex. Gene Ontology annotation, biological process: tRNA methylation. The transcript is spliced from 3 exons. Bases 330 to 1238 code for a protein of 302 amino acids. The record is from RefSeq and is a predicted model, not a curated record. Lineage: Eukaryota; Metazoa; Chordata; Mammalia; Carnivora; Mustelidae.